Messenger RNA from Carassius carassius (crucian carp), 957 nucleotides. RefSeq names its product cysteine and glycine-rich protein 3-like. The transcript has 6 exons. Gene Ontology annotation, cellular component: Z disc; cytoplasm; nucleus. Gene Ontology annotation, molecular function: structural constituent of muscle; actinin binding. Gene Ontology annotation, biological process: muscle tissue development; sarcomere organization; cardiac muscle contraction. NCBI's taxonomy places the organism in Eukaryota, Metazoa, Chordata, Actinopteri, Cypriniformes, Cyprinidae. The record is from RefSeq and is a predicted model, not a curated record. The coding region runs from base 204 to 785 and encodes 193 amino acids.
GGGGGAGUGAUGCCCACAAUAUAAAGACCCGCCAAAGAGGGUCAGAAAUGGACAUCAUCAGGACCGUGAGCUGGACAGAUGUUAAAGCAACAUUUCCAGAAAAAAAAUUAUAAAUUCUUAUUUAACCUGUUCAGUGCUUUUGACAGUCCUGGUUAGAUUGUCUCUCUUCCCUGUGAACGUCAGAGUCUCUGCCAGAGCUGAAGAUGCCAAACUGGGGUGGAGGAGUCAAAUGUGCGGCCUGUGAGAAGACGGUUUACCAUGCUGAGGAGAUCCAGUGCAACAGCCGGAGCUUCCACAAAACCUGCUUCAUCUGCAUGGCUUGCCGAAAAGGUUUAGACAGCACAACAGUCGCAGCACAUGAGUCUGAGAUUUACUGCAAAUCCUGCUAUGGCAAGAAAUAUGGCCCAAAAGGUUAUGGGUAUGGCCAGGGAGCUGGAGCGUUGAGUUCUGACCCCGUUAAUAAUGAAGAAUGUCAGCCUCAGGAGCCCAAAACUCCCCAUCCUGCAUCUGCUAACUCAAACCCAAGCAAGUUUGCACAGAAGUUUGGGAGUACGGAUCGCUGUCCUCGCUGCUCCAAAGCCGUUUACGCAGCGGAGAAAGUCAUGGGUGCUGGGAAGCCCUGGCACAAAACCUGCUUCCGCUGUUUACUGUGUGGGAAGAGCCUGGAGUCCACCACAGUGACGGAUAAAGAUGGAGAGCUCUACUGUAAAGUUUGCUAUGCCAAAAACUUUGGUCCAAAGGGGCGUGGCCUGGGGAACCUGGGUGUGGUUGAGGACAAUGAAUGACAAGCUUAGACCAACCCAUUGCAGCAACAACGGAGUAUGAAUAUCAGAAUUUGCCCCCUAGUGGCAGUCAUGAUUAAUUUCUUGCAGGCUCAGUAAAGGAGCGCAAUAGCAAGAGCAUUUAACCUCUAAACAUUCCCCAAAGUGGAAUAAAUAAAAGUGUGCAAAUAUUAAA